Molecule: messenger RNA, 1749 nt
Organism: Corticium candelabrum
Lineage: Eukaryota; Metazoa; Porifera; Homoscleromorpha; Homosclerophorida; Plakinidae
Exons: 1
Coding region: 13-1494 (493 amino acids)
Source: RefSeq, a predicted model, not a curated record
UUAACUGCAUAUAUGGCGCAUGAAAGCGUUUCUCUCAGUUAUUUCGUGAGACACUAUCGUCUUCCAGCAGCAGUUCGAGUGCUUAGCGGUUCUGGACAACUGGAAGAAGGUGACGAAGUGACACUUCAGUCAGUGCAGUCUACACGAGGUGUUGAGGCCUUUCGCGGUCGCCAUGGAGAAAACCUGACUGAUUCUUACAUUCCGUUCAAGUAUAAUGGGAUAUUUGAGGUCAUAGUGGCUUCAGCAAGCCAGCCGUGGGCUAGUUAUCGCGACUUUCCAACGGUUGGGAGUGUCAUUCGGUCAGGAAGGGAACUUCCUCUUGCAGUAAAGGCGAGGAACGCCUGGCGAGGCUCGACUGAAUGUAACAGCGUCUACCAAAACGAUGUUCUGACUUCUCUUACUUUGAAAGUUGAUGGAACAGGUAGAACGUUUCUUGAAGCAAUCAACGGAAGAGGAUUGGUCAUCAAUCUACACGAAUCAGUUCGAGGCGAUUUCACUACCGAUUUGAGUGAUGUUCACUGGAGUAUUGACGAGAUGGUGAAACUGUUCGAGGCCAAGUUUCCCGUGCGCGUCCGUCUUCGAGCGACUCCUUCUGUGUACGACACAAUUGGCAGUGUAGGAGACAUAUUCACUCUACUGCGCGUGACGGUGAGGCAGGAAGUGAUGGUAAUUGGUAUUGGUGAUAAUUUUCAGGUCAUUGCUGAUGAUUCUGUAGACGUCAUAAUGCUUGACAGUACACCCGGUGCAUACACUAACAUUGAAGCUGUUGCUAGCUCAUCUUAUUCGAACCAUUAUCACGAUGAUAGAGGGUUAGAUGAUCCCUUGUACACACCUAUGGCAAACCCUUCUCCUGAAAUAAUGCAGAGCAUUUUGAGAUCCCACAAAGCGGAUCAUAAAGCUAUGGUGCAAAAUUUGAAUGAAACCAUAGAGAACUUGAAGGUCAAGUUGGUAAAUGAGCAGAGCAAAAACAACCAGCUGGAAACCAAGAUAGCAUCUUUAGAAACAGAACUACAGGUACAAGCACUGAGAUAUGCCCAAGAGAGACAGCAUGGAGAUGAAAUUAGAAUCUUAAAAGCUACAGUGGAACAACUACAAAUAAAAAAUCAGGAACUGGAGUCAAAGCUUCGUUUUCAGGCAGAGCAUAAGCAGCGAAACCACGACAUCAAUGAAACUGUAGUUCCUUUGGGAAAAUACCAGCAUACAAUACCAGUUGCUAUGGAAGGACCAUACCCUGAAAGACAGGAAGUCACUUCAGAGCUCACUUGUUUGCAAACAGGCACAAUAGGGUAUACUGACUUUGAUCAACCAACUAGAAAACCAUCUUCUGGUCGCAUUUCAUCUGUCUCACCUAUUCCUAAGCCUAGAGAGCGCAUUUCCAAGUCUGACUCAAACCCUCUGUCACCACCCCUUCCUCAGAGAAAACCUGUUUCUCAAUCCCCAAAGUCUAGUCUUCGACAGUCAACACCGCCAAUACCAGCAAAACGAAACUUCUGAGGCUCUUCGCAUGUGUACUAAAAGCAGUUGGAUUUCUGACGGAAAGGUUGUCUGCAUUCUGUUGGUAGUUAUAUUGUGGCUUGAUAGUUGCUUUUAUAGAAUUGUAGAUGAAUCAGUUGUAGAGAAUUUUUUAGCCAUAAUAUCAACAGGAAAACUGAAUUGUGUAUUACAGCUUUUAGCUUUUAUUGUAGUGAGACGUUUGCUCAUAUAUAUCCUAUUGAGCUCUUCUAUUACAGAAACACAGAAUAGACUUCA